GGAGAACGGCACUUCGAUCCUAAGUACUGCAGGACAGUCGAGGCACCGAAUUACAAUAUAUUGCUUCGCUAUUCAGUCAAAUGGAGAUGUGAAACCCGCAUAAAAUAAUUGCUUUUCUAUUGGAAGUGGGUUUCGAAGUAAUAAUUUUGCAUCUAAAAUGAAACUGUAUCAUUGUUGAAAUAAUGGACGAAGAGGCGGGUGAGUGUGAUCCGGAGGAGGUAAAAUGUCAUGUCAAUCAUGCACCUCAUCCACCUCCGAAACAAGAAAAGACAGAAAGGAAGGAAGGCCAGUUGCUGUUUGAAGAAAAAAAGUUUCUUUUGUCUGUAGAAAGAGGUGAUUUGGCUUCUGUCAGAAGAUAUCUAGAAUCUGCCAAAGAAAAAGGCCAAAUCAAUAUCAAUUGCGUGGAUCCCCUAGCAAGAUCCGCUCUGUUGAUGGCCAUUGAUAAUGAAAAUUUGGAAAUGGUAGAAUUAUUAAUAAAAUAUGGAGUAGAAACAAAAGAUGCAUUACUUCAUGCUAUUAGUGAAGAAUAUGUCGAAGCAGUCGAAGUAUUGUUGGAACAUGAAGAAGCUCAUCACGCUCCAGGGGAGCCACAUAGUUGGGAAGCUAUCGAUCAAGAUACUGCAACUUUUACACCCGAUGUAACUCCACUGAUACUGGCUGCUCAUCGUGAUAAUUACGAGAUCUUAAAGAUCUUACUGGAUAGAGGAUGGGAUAUACCGCUCCCUCAUGAAGUCCGGUGUGGUUGUAACGAAUGUGUGCGUUCUAGAUCUGAAGAUAGUCUACGACACUCCAGAUCUAGGAUUAACUCCUUCAGAGCACUGGCAUCUCCGUCCUUGAUAGCCUUGUCCAGCAAGGAUCCCAUUUUUACGGCCUUCGAAUUAAGUUGGGAAUUGAGGCGUCUUAGUUUUAUGGAACAUGAAUUUAAGAACGAAUAUCAAGAACUGAGAAGACGUUGUCAGAACUUUGCCACGGCUUUACUGGAUCAUACGAGGAGUUCUUAUGAGCUGGAAGUGUUAUUGAAUCAUGAUACAACCGGUCCUGCUUUCGAACAUGGUGAUCGUAUGCACUUGAAUCGUCUCAAACUGGCAAUUAAAUAUAAACAGAAAAAGUUUUGUGCCCAUCCAAACGUGCAGCAGCUCCUCGCCUCUAUUUGGUAUGAAGGGCUUCCUGGUUUUCGAAGGAAAAAUGUCGUGUUUCAGACUCUAGAGAUUUGUAGAAUAGGCAUUUUGUUUCCCGUCUAUUCAACAUGUUACAUCGUAGCACCUCAUUCGUCUUUAGGAAGAACCAUGAGGAAGCCUUUUAUCAAAUUUAUCUGUCACUCGGCCUCUUACGUCACAUUUUUAUUGUUGCUGAUUUUGGCAUCGCAAAGAAUCGAAACGGUGGUGGUGGAAUGGUUCGGAACGGAAGAGAUGAAGGCACGAGUCAAAGGAGACGUCACCACCAAAAGAGGAGCAACUCCUAGCAUCGUGGAACUGAUGAUUCUAGCAUGGGUAAUGGGUCUUAUAUGGAGUGAAAUAAAACAGCUUUGGGAACUCGGCCUAACAGAAUAUGUGAAUGACAUGUGGAAUAUCAUCGACUUCAUCACUAACUCUCUCUAUGUGGCAACAGUGGCCUUGAGAAUAGUGGCUUAUUUUCAAUCAAAUUUCGCAUCAAAUAAUCGUUUUAUUCUAAAGACUAAUAUAAUCAAGAGAACAUUUGCAUCAUUAAUUGUUCAAAAAGAAAUUUAUCAAAAUAGAGGGACAGCUUAUCUGCCAAGAGAAAAGUGGGAUGCUUGGGAUCCCAUGUUGAUUGCAGAAGGUCUGUUUGCGGCUGCAAAUAUUUUCAGUUCCCUAAAGCUGGUCUACAUUUUUUCUGUCAAUCCCCAUUUGGGACCAUUACAAAUAUCACUUGGUCGCAUGGUGAUCGAUAUAGUCAAGUUUUUCUUCGUCUACACCUUAGUCUUGUUUGCCUUCGCUUGUGGCAUGAAUCAACUGCUCUGGUAUUAUGCCGAGAUGGAGAAGAAGGUCUGCAUUUCGGGGAGAAAUCUCAACGAUACUAAAACCGAGCCCGGUGCUUGUCUUACGUGGAGAAGAUUUGCUAACCUGUUCGAAUCCUCUCAAACCUUAUUUUGGGCCAGCUUUGGUUUGAUAGAUCUGGAUAAUUUUGAACUUUCUGGUAUCCAAAGUUAUACUAGAUUCUGGGGCAUGUUAAUGUUUGGAUCGUAUUGUGUGAUUAAUGUUGUGGUGCUGCUCAAUCUGCUGAUUGCUAUGAUGAAUCACUCUUAUCAAAUGAUCUCUGAACAAACUGAUAUCGAGUGGAAGUUUGCCAGAAGUAAAUUAUGGAUGAGUUAUUUUGAAGACGGGGGAACUGUUCCUCCACCUUUCAAUAUCAUUCCAACUGUAAAAAGUUGUUAUUAUCUAAUGAGGUGGAUCAGUAAGAAACUAUGCGGACAGUCUAGAACUGCUAAAAAAGAACACUUGAAAACUAUUAGGAGAAAAGCCAAACAAGCAAGCGCUAGAGAUCAAAGAUAUCAAACAAUAAUGAGAAACCUAGUUAGACGAUACAUCACCAAAGAGCAAAGGAAAGCUGACAACCAAGGAGUUACAGAAGAUGAUGUUAAUGAAAUCAAACAAGAUAUUUCUUCUUUUCGAUACGAAUUAAUUGAAAUACUAAAAAACAGCGGAUUUAACACUUCUUCGGCCAGCGAUCCUUCUCAAGGAACUGGGGGAAAGAAAAAUCGGCAAAAAGAAAGACGAUUGAUGAAAGGAUUUAAUAUCGGAUUAGUAGAAGGAUCUGUGCAGACUGCGACUGAAUCUAAUAUUCCAGUGGAAUUAGCCGAAAAUGUUCGAAAAUCUCCCAUUAGCCGAUUUGCAAAAAUUGCUAGAUUGGCAAGUGGGAAAAGGAAAGCCAAAAAGGAAAAAUGGGCAAAUCUUGUUGAUGCAACGAAACAAGUUCGAGACGCUUUCAACAGAAGUAGAAGUAUGGAUUCAAUCAGCAGUCAAAUUAGCUCAGAACAAGCCAGUACUAAAGGAGAAACUUCUCCUAGUGAUUCAAGUUUGAGUGGUGUUGGUUCGUUAGGAGAAGAAACGAGCGAAGAAGAGUCGCCGAAAAGAGUCGACCAAGCAACUAAUACAGAAACUCCAGCCUUAAAAUGGUCGCGAAUUACUAGGAAACUAGGAAUGCUUACAUUUCAUCCAACUAAAUUUAAAGUGGUGCUUCACGAAAAGAACGAUAACACGCUGGAACCGCCUCCAUCAAAAUUAAUUAGUAAAAAAUCUAAAGCUAGAAGAACAGUUAGUGCGCCAUCGGCAUCUCUCCAUCCUCCUCAAAACAGUUUUAAUGCUCAGCAAAGAACUAAUAGAACUACAUCAACAUCUUUUAACUCGGUGAUUCCCGAAACGAAACGAUUGCCAACAAUCGAAUAUUCGCCGAGAAAUUCUUUAGCGCCAGAGAUGCCCAGUCCAGUUGAAAAUGCUCCAUGUUCAUCUCCACCACGAACACCUGUUUCAUGUUCCUCAUUUCCAGAUACUGGAAGAUUAGAAUCAUCCAAAGCAGAAUCGGACAUUAUCAAAAAUUCUGGAAUGCCCGCGUCGGAAGUAACAUCGUUGAAUCAAAGUUCUUCGUUGGAACCUUUAGUGAAUGGUAACGGAAAGUCUAAAGAGCGCUCUUUAGGCUUGAUAUCGACUUUAUAUGGUAUCGAACCAGUGAACAAAGAUAUGACAAUGGGUUGGUUAUAGAUUUAAUUAGGUGAAACAGUUUUUCUCGUAUCUUGGCACAGAAGUUAUUGCUGAUCAGAGCAAAUGGUCACCAAAAAUAUCAGAGAUCAGAGUGGAUAUUGUUUCACUAACAUCGACACAUAUAAGUGACCAUCCUUCUUGUGCCAAAAAUGCAGAAGUAGACUCUAACAAUCUAGUUUUCUACCUCUGACGAAGAAUCCAGUUCAAACAGAACAAAUUCUGCUCUACACUUCCAGAAAAUAAUGUUAAUGCAAAUACGAGCCGACCUUGUAACUACUGGUAGAAAAGUACAACGACUGUUGCUAGAUAUUUUCUAUAUAAAAAUUCAUUCUAUGUUCAUUCUAGGUACUCAGUUUAAAAUUCUCCCGAAUUUGCUAGCGCUGCUUUAGAUACUUGUUUUAAUAUACUCGUAACUGCGAAACGAGGAAACAUCUAACGAUAAUAAUUUAUUAGGGACUAAGAUAUUUGUAUCGAAAUUUCUCCACGAUUAAAUCAGCCAUUAAUUUCAAUUCAUUCCAUAUCAUCAACAAUUUUUAAUAAAAUAAUAAUUUAUUCAUUUGAAUUAUGGAAUAAAUAGGAUAUUCAAUUGAAGAAAGAUUCAUCUUUCUUACUCUGUAACUCAUAAUUCAGGGAAAUGAAGAAUUAACUUUCUAUUAUAGCUUUAUGAAUGUUGAAGUUUGCUUUUAAAAAUUUUUUUCCACAAAAAUUAUUCAUUCCUUCUGCGAAAAAUUACGGAUCAUGAGAUUUUUGUACUCGCUACGUAGAUUUAUAAAACGAAGAAAACAAAUCUAGAACUAAUAGAAAAGUACAAAUAGAUAUAUUCUGCACAAAAUUAGUCUUUCUGCAGAGCAGAAGUUACCAAUGCACAAUAAUUAAUAUAAUAGGCCCACCCUUAUAUUGUUUAUUUGAUGUAAACAUUUUCGUUAAGUGCCAAAAUUGUUUUAAAGAAACUUUCAUAAACCGAAAAUCAUUAAACGAUCCCGAUUUCGAACUCGAUCGCUAUUCAGUCAGUUUGAACAAGGAUUUUCCUUUGUAAAUAUAUGCUAUAUGAAAAUAAAAAUUAUUAUUGAUUUCUGUCAUUAUUUUAUUGUCAUUACAAACAAGCGCACAAAUGUUGGGACUAUUUUCCGGGUUUGAGCCCUCUCCUUAAUUUAAGAAAUAGAAAACACAGCUUGGAAAAUUUAUGUUUACUUAUAAACUGGUUAUCAGUACGUCAUUUUCUCCAGCCAAGUUAAUCGGAAAUAAUAAUGACAAUUUCUUAGAAU
Centruroides sculpturatus (bark scorpion) is the source of this 4981-nucleotide messenger RNA. RefSeq names its product transient receptor potential-gamma protein-like. The transcript is spliced from 16 exons. The record is from RefSeq and is a predicted model, not a curated record. Gene Ontology annotation, biological process: regulation of cytosolic calcium ion concentration; calcium ion transmembrane transport; manganese ion transport. Gene Ontology annotation, molecular function: inositol 1,4,5 trisphosphate binding; store-operated calcium channel activity; protein binding. Bases 183 to 3716 code for a protein of 1177 amino acids. NCBI's taxonomy places the organism in Eukaryota, Metazoa, Arthropoda, Arachnida, Scorpiones, Buthidae. Gene Ontology annotation, cellular component: cation channel complex; membrane.